CCUAACGUUGCGCGUGCUAAUUUUUGAGGGUGAUCUGAUUCCAUAGGACGUGUGUUUCGGAUACCCUAGUCAUUCCCUCCAACCCCUCGGGGCGACAAACCAUCAGCGAUCCCGUCUCGUUCCGCACUCUCGCAGGCUGUUACCUCUCUUGAUGGGCGCCGUUGUUCCGCUCUCGUACUGUUUCAAGUUUCACCGACUCUAUGUGAGCAACAAGUAUUGGGAACUGCAAUUCAUGCAAGAUUCCGGCGACCAUUCAAGCGCCUGCUAUCCCGCCUUGUCGCUUCACCUGGAUGGGAUGUGUAGUUUUACUUUGAGUCGUCCAAGGAGUUGCCGGCGCUGUCUUUCUGUUGCUGGGUGGGCCGCCACCCUGGGUGGCGGAACACCGAUCAACAUCGCCCAUCAUUUCCUACCAGCUCUCCCACUGAUAUCUGUAGCUGACCACCCACGCUCACGGAUGCUCGGCACGCCGUCGUGGAAUGUUCAGUCAUGCAUCUUCCCAGUUGAUUCAUGGCUCAGGGGAGGGAAAAAAUAUGAAAAUGUAAGGGAAUGCAGUCAACGUACAAGAAUGGAGCGGCGUUGCGGAGUGCACUGCUCUGCCGAGAUGGUGAUGUCACAACUCACCGGGUUCUACGGUCCCGAUCGACUGCUCCCCGCGGCUGACCCACCUCUACAUAGCUCCUGUUAGGAGGAAUGCCGCUCUGUCCCGACGAGGGCGAUCUCGGGGGCGAUACCGAAGGCGCCUUGAUUUAGGUUAUCUGGGAUGGGAUCAAUUCG
Cantharellus anzutake is the source of this 774-nucleotide messenger RNA. RefSeq lists its product as uncharacterized. Lineage: Eukaryota; Fungi; Basidiomycota; Agaricomycetes; Cantharellales; Hydnaceae. The coding region runs from base 152 to 685 and encodes 177 amino acids. The transcript has 3 exons. The record is from RefSeq and is a predicted model, not a curated record.